UGCGUGGAAUCACGCAAAUCUAGACAUCAAUUGGUGUGGUAGAGAGAGAAUAUCCAAAUGAGAUGAUGUCAAAUUUGAAGAUGGUGAAUCUGUAACAGUGGGAGAACAAGCUCUGUUGUAGCUUGUAUGCAUGGCGAUAGAGAUAGAGAGAGAAAGAGAGAAAAAAAUGGAGAGAAAUAGGUCAAUUUGAGGCUGUUUCGAACCAUUCAGUACGUUUCAUGUUCACCAAAACUAUACAGAGAGAAACAAAGUGGGCCAUUGCUUGUCUCUCCCACUUUUUGCCAACACAAAACUGAAAAAUCAUCUAUAAAAAGUUGCCCCGACUCAUCAUCUUCCUUCAACACUCUGUUCUUCCAAAUGGGAAUCAUGGAAUUCCAUCAAACUUUUCAUAAUUCCGACCAAUUUUCUUCUUCUUGUUCGUCUUCUUCUUCUUCUUCUUCUUCUUCUUCUUCUUCUUCUUCUUCUUCUUCUUCUUCUUCUUCAUGUCUUACCACUUUCAAGGGCCAUUCUUCUUACAUCUCUUCUCUAACUCUCGCCGGAAAAUUCCUUUAUUCCGGUUCCUCCGACAAGGAAAUCCGAUCAUGGAGACGAAGCCCAUCACAAGAAUUUGAAUCAAAUCAAGAAGAGUUUCAAAACAAUAUGGUUACAGCCGGACAUGGCGCAGUGAAAUCUCUAGUGGUUUCAUCUGACAAACUCUACAGUGCCCAUCAGGAUCAAAAGAUUCGCGUUUGGAGAAUCUCAAACGAAUUCGAUCACCACCAAAAGUACACGCGCUUGGCCACGCUACCGACGCUCGGCGACCGGACGGCCAGGCUUUUGAUGCCCAAUAAUCAGGUACAGAUCCGGCGGCACAAGAAAUGCACAUGGGUUCAUCAUGUCGAUACGGUUUCAGCUCUUGCUCUAUCAAACGACGAGUCGCUUCUCUAUUCCGUCUCUUGGGAUCGGACUCUCAAAAUCUGGCGGACUUCCGAUUUCAAAUGCUUGGAAUCCGUCGCCGGAGCUCACGACGACGCCAUAAACGCAGUGGCGAUCGCCGGCGACGGCGACGUGUACACUGGAUCAACGGACAAGAGGAUCAAAGUGUGGAGGAAAAACCCAGAUGGGAAAAGGCAUUUUUUGGUCCAAACACUCGAGAAGCACAGCUCGGGGAUUAAUGCCUUGGCCCUCGCCGGAGAUGGGUCGGCUUUAUUUUCCGGCGCCUGCGACAGGGCGGUUCUGGUUUGGGAAAAGGAGGAAGAGACUGGGUUAAUGGAGUAUGUGGGUAUGUUGAGAGGCCAUUCGAAGGCCAUUUUGUGCUUAGCUGUGGUGUUAGAUUUGGUCUGCAGUGGCUCUGCAGACAAGACGAUCAGAAUUUGGAGAAGGGCGGUCGCCGGAAAUUAUGUCUGCUUGAGGGUUUUGGAAGGGCAUAACGGUCCGGUGAAGUGCUUGGCGGCGGGGGUUGAUCGGUGCAACCAGAACGACAGGUCGUUUGUGGUUUAUAGUGGUGGUUUGGACUGUGAUAUUAAGGCGUGGCAGAUUUCUGUUCCUCUUGUUUAGAUUCAAAUUUUUGUGGAAUUUUUGGGUUCUUUGAGGAAUUUGCGUAUAUGUUUUAUGAAAGAAUUUAGUGCAUUUUUA
Cucurbita moschata (crookneck pumpkin) is the source of this 1614-nucleotide messenger RNA. RefSeq names its product protein JINGUBANG-like. Gene Ontology annotation, molecular function: protein binding. The record is from RefSeq and is a predicted model, not a curated record. NCBI's taxonomy places the organism in Eukaryota, Viridiplantae, Streptophyta, Magnoliopsida, Cucurbitales, Cucurbitaceae. The transcript has a single exon. The coding region runs from base 358 to 1536 and encodes 392 amino acids.